AUGAACAACCGUUCCCCGCCACCUUCAUAUUUGCACGCUAACCGCUACUCCGCCCAACAAAACUAUCAGCAUCAACCCAACCAGUACCAAAACCCUCAUCAAUUCAGAGUUCCAUCAGCUUUUCCUCAAGUACCAUUACACGUCUCGCCUUUUGCCUCCAAUCCAUCGACUUCUUUCGGAAAUCCGACAGCUUACUCGACAUAUCCGACGUUUCCAGGCCACACAGCUCCAGAAGAACAGCCAUACGCUGGCAUAACUGGGGGUGUUUUAGAGGAAAGCGGUCUUACUAGUACUAUGAGUGUUUUAGAUCAGGAACCGUUUCAUCUUUUACACCAUCUCGCUUUUCCUUCGUCAUCUAGUUCUGAAUACCCUUUAAACUUCUCAGUUCCACAAGUGUUGCAGUCGCUGUUCGCUUAUUGUUUUCUCUUCUCAGCCUCAAAGCUGAUGCGACAGUCGGUGUUGCCUUUCAGAAGAGGUUUCUUCUGCCACGACCAAUCCAUCAGCUACCCGUUUCGCCAAUCGACUGUGUCUUCGUCCCUUGUCUACUUAAUCGGAUACUCCUCCAACAUGCUGGCCAUACUAUGUGUGGAAUGGACACUCGCAUUCAUAAUCUACAGUCACGGCAGGAAUAGCAGAAGUCGGAAAGUCUCUUCGCCUUCAGGUGUGCCUGGAUUUGGCUGGUUGAGGAGACUCCUCUGGCGCUCUGGGCUGUUCUUCGGAUCCCUGGUCCACUGCAGCCUUCCCUUCCUAUUCGGAGGAGUGCUCUGCAUGACAAUCACUGACCUCGGAAAAUUCACCAUUGGAAGAUUGAGACCCCACUUUCUAAGUGUGUGCGAACCCAACUGGGAUCUAGUUAACUGCUCCUCCUCGCCCUCAGGGGGCUCCUACAUCCUACACGACGUCUGCACCGGAGAUCCAGCAGCUAUCCGGGACGCCAGACUUUCGUUUCCCUCCGGGCACUCCUCACUGGCUUUCUACGUGGCCACUUUCCUGGUGCUGUAUCUGCAUAAAAGAGCCAGACCUUACAUUCCACUGGCACCUCUGCUGACUCCUAUGGUCACUCUAGUGGCUCUGCUUUUGGCACUCUUUACAGCCCUCAGCAGAGUGAGUGACAACAAACACCACCCCUCUGAUGUACUGGCUGGAAGUAUAGUGGGGGUACUCUGUGCCUCAUACGCUGCAUUCCUCCUACCCUCCGUCUCCCCCCGACUGCAGCUCAAAACCACCCGAGGAGUACUCCCCAAUGAGAGCCGAGGGUUUAGAGGGGGUGAAAGUAGCUCGGAAAGCAGCGACGACGAAGAAUAG
Messenger RNA from Symsagittifera roscoffensis, 1305 nucleotides. RefSeq names its product phospholipid phosphatase 3-like. Lineage: Eukaryota; Metazoa; Xenacoelomorpha; Acoela; Convolutidae. The transcript has 5 exons. Gene Ontology annotation, molecular function: phosphatidate phosphatase activity. Gene Ontology annotation, cellular component: plasma membrane. Bases 1 to 1305 code for a protein of 434 amino acids. The record is from RefSeq and is a predicted model, not a curated record. Gene Ontology annotation, biological process: signal transduction; phospholipid dephosphorylation; phospholipid metabolic process.